Molecule: messenger RNA, 159 nt
Organism: Cetraspora pellucida
Lineage: Eukaryota; Fungi; Glomeromycota; Glomeromycetes; Diversisporales; Gigasporaceae
Source: the annotation of a GenBank genome assembly
AUGAAACAUGAGUUGAAAUUGUGUGCUGAAUUUAAAACUUGGCAAGAAACAAUUGUAGCUAAUGAACCAAAAGAAUAUAAUAAGAAAACUAACUUGACAUCUGCUCCAAGUUUUAUGAGAAAAGUUUUUCCUAAAACUGCUGAUGUUUAUGAAUGGUAG